Ostertagia ostertagi is the source of this 354-nucleotide messenger RNA. The record is from the annotation of a GenBank genome assembly. Lineage: Eukaryota; Metazoa; Nematoda; Chromadorea; Rhabditida; Trichostrongylidae.
AUGACGAUUUCGUUUCGUGUGAACCCGGAAUACGCUAAAAUGAGCGAAAUUGUUCCGGGUUUGUUUAUUUGUGGUGUGAGUUCGUUGACGAGUGAAGAAAUCAAGAAGUAUAAAAUCACUCACAUCAUCAAUGCCACCACUGAAGUGCCCAAUUUGCGUAGCCUUGGGGAUAUUCAACGCACGAAACUGUGGCUCGAGGACACCCCACAGACCUAUAUUUAUCCCCAUUUGGAACUGCAAAGUGACCAGAUUCAAGCUAUUAUCGCCGACGGAGGUAAAGUACUUGUUCACUGUGUGGCCGGUGUGUCACGGUCGGCUUCGAUCUGCUUGGCGUUCUUGACCAAAUAUAGGUAG